AGCGGAGCGGCCACAAGAGCACGAAACCAUUUCGCUCCUCACUCUUCCUCCUCUUCUUCGUCUACACAAAUUUUUAGGGUUUGCUCCAUUAUCGGGGUUUUGAAGUAGUCGAUCAAAUCAUCAUCAUCAUCAUGUGUGGGAUAUUGGCGGUGUUAGGGUGCUCCGACGAUUCGCAGGCGAAGAGGGUUCGAGUUCUCGAGCUCUCUCGCAGGUUAAAGCACCGCGGUCCGGAUUGGAGUGGCAUAUACCAAUUCGGGGAUUGCUUUUUAGCACACCAAAGGCUAGCAAUCAUCGACCCUGCAUCUGGAGACCAACCUCUCUAUAACGAGGACAAAACAAUAAUUGUCACGGUAAAUGGUGAGAUCUACAACCAUGAAGAGCUGAGGAAGCAAUUAUCCAAUCACAAAUUCAGGACCGGAAGUGAUUGCGAUGUUAUUGCUCAUUUGUAUGAAGAACAUGGAGAAGACUUUAUUGACAUGUUGGAUGGGGUAUUCUCGUUUGUGCUGCUCGACACUCGUGACAAUAGCUUCAUUGCUGCUCGAGAUGCAAUCGGAGUUACACCUCUCUACAUCGGCUGGGGACUCGAUGGCUCUGUUUGGAUAUCAUCUGAAAUGAAAGGGCUCAAUGACGAUUGUGAGCACUUUGAGCUUUUCCCUCCUGGGCACUUGUACUCUAGCAAAGAAGGUGGCUUCAAGAGAUGGUACAAUCCUCCGUGGUACUCGGAGUCUAUUCCAUCUGUUCCUUAUGAUCCUCUUGCUUUAAGGAAGGCAUUCGAGAAAGCUGUGAUUAAGAGAUUGAUGACUGAUGUUCCGUUUGGUGUUCUGUUAUCGGGUGGCCUUGAUUCAUCGUUGGUUGCUGCUGUAACGGCUCGCCACUUGGCAGGGACCAAGGCUGCAAAACAAUGGGGGAACAAGCUCCAUUCCUUUUGUGUUGGAUUAGAGGGUUCACCUGAUUUGAAGGCUGCAAAGGAGGUUGCUGAUUAUUUGGGCACUGUUCACCAUGAAUUCCACUUCACAGUUCAGGAUGGUAUUGAUGCCAUUGAGGAUGUCAUCUACCAUAUCGAAACGUACGACGUGACCACGAUCAGGGCGAGCACACCAAUGUUCCUCAUAUCGCGUAAGAUAAAGGCACUCGGAGUUAAGAUGGUUAUCUCUGGCGAAGGCUCGGACGAGAUCUUUGGCGGGUACUUGUAUUUCCACAAAGCACCAAAUAAGGAAGAGUUCCACAGAGAGACAUGUCACAAGAUUAAAGCUCUUCAUCAAUAUGACUGCUUAAGAGCUAACAAAGCAACCUCUGCGUGGGGGCUAGAAGCUCGUGUUCCAUUUUUGGAUAAGGAGUUUAUAAAUGUUGCGAUGAGCAUCGACCCUGAAGCGAAAAUGAUACAGCGUGAUCUUGGGAGGAUCGAGAAGUGGGUAUUGCGAAAGGCUUUCAAUGAUGAGGAAAAUCCUUACCUUCCGAAGCACAUUCUCUACAGGCAAAAAGAGCAGUUCAGUGAUGGUGUCGGCUAUAGUUGGAUUGAUGGACUCAAGGCCCAUGCUGCAGAGCAUGUGACGGACAAAAUGAUGCUGAACGCAAAGAAAAUUUACCCGCACAACACGCCGACCACAAAAGAGGCCUAUAACUACAGAAUGAUCUUUGAGAGGUUCUUCCCUCAGAACUCGGCGAGGCUCUCCGUUCCAGGAGGUCCAAGUGUGGCUUGUAGCACCGCAAAAGCUGUCGAAUGGGAUUCGCAGUGGCUGAACAACCUCGACCCGUCCGGACGGGCUGCUUUGGGAGUCCAUGAUGCGGCUUACGAGCAGCAGCAGGUCCUGCCUUCUCUAUCAGCCGGGCACGGCCCAGCGGAUAUCACAAGCAAGAACCCAAGGAUGCUCGAAGUAACGGGCUAACCCGGUCUGGGUCUUGCCGCUCCGCGUUGGUGGUGUUUCCUCGAGAUCAGUCGAGCUUACUAGUAUGUGUAAAAUCUUAUGGCACGGUUUGUUUAAUAGUCGUAUGGAGCUUGAAAGAGCUCUUUAAGAGUCGGAUUAAUGAUAUACUGUUAGGAAGAUGCUGUUUGGCUUUUGCAGUGUUAUAUAUUGUUCAUGAUGAAGUAGCUUGUAUCGUGUUCUUCAAUGGCGUGUAUCGUACUAAUAGCAGGCAUGGAGUUGAUGAAAUAAGAAGGGUGUAGCGUGUUUGUUGAUGCUGUACUACUUGUCUAGUUUGUUGGGAAGUAAUAUGUGUUCUUCAAUGCCGUGUUUAAUUAUA
Molecule: messenger RNA, 2241 nt
Organism: Ananas comosus (pineapple)
Lineage: Eukaryota; Viridiplantae; Streptophyta; Magnoliopsida; Poales; Bromeliaceae
Product: asparagine synthetase [glutamine-hydrolyzing]-like
Exons: 13
Coding region: 132-1886 (584 amino acids)
Cellular component (GO): cytosol
Molecular function (GO): asparagine synthase (glutamine-hydrolyzing) activity
Source: RefSeq, a predicted model, not a curated record